AUGGAACGCUCUCUCUCUCGUGAGGAGAAAGAGAAACUUGUACGUAGCACAAAAAAGGUCAAGAAUGUGAGCCAUGCUGGUUUCGGUGAAGGGCAUAGCUCUGGCUCUGCUUCACCAAACCGCGACGGUGUACCGUGGAAUCAAAAUGCGUCAUUCAGAGAUAAACUUUUGGGAGAAAUUCCUGGGGCUUUCGCACAAGCUUUUAGCUUUGAAGAUGGUAUGGAUGAUGAGGUUGAGUCGGAUGGGGAGGUUGAAACACUCUGGCAAGGCCUGUUAGCUGUUAAAAUUCCUAGGGAACUCAAACAAAGAAUCCGCAAGCCGUGGACAAGCGCUUUUAUCGUUAAAGUUUACGGUCGGAGUGUGGGGCUGAAUUUCAUUCAAGGCAGGUUACUGGCUCUAUGGAAACCGGCAGGGAGGCUAGAUUGUGUGGAUUUGGGGCAUGGUUUUUUCCUUACAAGGUUGUCCUUAAGUGAAGAUUAUGAAAAUGUUUUGAGGAAAGGUCCAUGGUUUGUCGGAGACCAUUUUCUUUCUAUUAGACCUUGGGAGCCGGACUUUAAGCCUGCCUUAGCAAGUGUUUCAUCCAUCGCUGUUUGGAUUAGAUUAAAUGAGCUUCCCAUUGAAUAUUACAAUGCAGAGGCGCUGCAACUAAUUGGGAAAGCCAUUGGAAAUGUCCUCCGUAUAGAUACCUUUACGGCGUCGGAAACUAGAGGUCGGUUUGCAAGGCUGUGUGUGCAAGUUGAUGUGGAAAAACCUCUAGCUACUGCUAUUAUGAUAGGAAAGCUGGAGCAACAGAUUUGUUAUGAAGGAAUCCAAAAAAUGUGCUUUGAGUGUGGUCGUUUAGGUCAUAGUAAGGAGCAUUGCCCUCAUGUUGUCCGACAAGGACCGUCGUACUCGGAGGCCGGAUUGAAGGAGGCGGGUGAGACGUGUUUUAGCUCACGGUUUGUGCAUGGUCCUGACGAAGCAAGGCGUGGGGAGGGGACCAGUGGUGUGAUGCGUGAUUCUGAGCAAAGUACUGAGCAGGAGGAUGUGCGAGAGGGGGUGUACGGGCCUUGGAUUGUAGUAGAGCGCAGAAAAAAUAGUACAAAACCGUUGAGGAGUGGUGGGAUUGUGCCACGGCAAGGGAAUGGUUUAAAUACCAGAACAAGUGAUUACGUGGAGAAGGGAGCUGCAGAUCGGGCUGCUGGGAUUGAUGGGUCUAAUAGAGAGUCCAAAAGGAAGAUGGCGUCUUAG
This is a messenger RNA of Quercus robur (English oak), 1230 nucleotides long. RefSeq lists its product as uncharacterized. Gene Ontology annotation, molecular function: zinc ion binding; nucleic acid binding. NCBI's taxonomy places the organism in Eukaryota, Viridiplantae, Streptophyta, Magnoliopsida, Fagales, Fagaceae. The record is from RefSeq and is a predicted model, not a curated record. Bases 1 to 1230 code for a protein of 409 amino acids. The transcript has a single exon.